Messenger RNA from Spinacia oleracea (spinach), 1598 nucleotides. RefSeq lists its product as uncharacterized. Lineage: Eukaryota; Viridiplantae; Streptophyta; Magnoliopsida; Caryophyllales; Amaranthaceae. The record is from RefSeq and is a predicted model, not a curated record. Gene Ontology annotation, biological process: negative gravitropism; response to red or far red light. The coding region runs from base 283 to 1317 and encodes 344 amino acids. The transcript is spliced from 3 exons.
UUCUCUCUCCUGGUUUGCUACGCAAUUUAUCUGUGUGGGGGUGACCUUUACCAAAUCGGUGUCCUGUCUUCCUUCCAAACAAAGGCCAGACAACCCAUCAUCAAAUUCAUCAUCUUUCUUCUUCUUCUUCUUAUUCUUCUUCUUCUUUUUUGAUUUCUUGAGUCAAAUUAUUAACUUUCAUCAACCGUUAAUCUGCGUGCGUCAAAAGGGCUCUUCUUCAUUUCCGUUUCUCUCUCCUCCUCAAGAAUUUCCGAGGCUAUUCGGUGGGACUGGGUAAAGGAAAUGGCAGCGGAGGAACAUGCUGACUUAUCAGUUUUGAAUUCCCGGUUAAGUGAAAGAAAUGCAUUGUGGAAGGAGGAGAUGGAAAGAUGUGAAUCUCAAGUUGAUGAAUUACAAGUGAAAUAUAUGGAGGUAAAAGCCUCUAUUGAUGGGUCUGAAGAGGAUGCAGACAAGGAAUUGGAUAUUCUAUUGCGGAGAGUGAAAACGGCGGCAACUUUAUUGAACUAUUUAAAGACAAGAGCACGAACUAUGGCUGUUCCUCAUUUAGCACAAGCAUCUUGUGGGAUAAAGAAGUUGGCAGGGGUAGGAUUUGUUGACAGGGAUGGAAUUCCAUUAUCUAAUUGGUGUAAAAAUACUGAUAUUUUGUCCUUAGAUGGUCCUAGUGAUGUAACAUCUACAGGAACUAGUGACCAAAGUGGUCUUGAUCGUGAUAAAGAUGGAGCCUAUGUAUGCGAUCUACUAAACUCCGUGCAUAUGGUUACAAAUGUGAUGGAAACUCUAGUUAAAAGGGUUUUAAUUGCAGAGUCUGAAACUGCUGUUGAGAAGGAGAAAGUCAACUUUGGUAAAGAAGAAAUUAAGAAGAAGGAAAGUCAACUUGAAAACAUGUCUUUGAAGCUGGAGGAAAUGGAAAGAUUUGCUUUUGGAACUAACUGUAUAUUAAGUGAGCUGCGACAACGAGUUGAAGACUUGGUUGAUGAGACAUCUAGGCAGAGACAGAGAGCUGCAGAAAAUGAGCAGGAACUUUCUCGUGUAAAGCGUGAUUUUGAGUCUCUGAAAUCAUAUGUCAGCAGCCUCAUCAGUGUAAGAGAAACGCUCAUUUCGUCUGAGAAACAAUUCCAAACUAUUGAAAAGCUCUUUGAAAGGUUAGCUGCUAAAACAACCCAAUUAGAGGGAGAGAAAAUGCAAAAAGAAGUCGAAGUACAGAAAUUGAUGGAAGAAAAUGUGAGGAUGCAUGCUUUAUUAGACAAGAAAGAAGCACAGCUAUUAGCAAUGAAUGAACAAUGCAAGAUGAUGGCCCUGAACGCUUCUAUAAUCUAGGGCCGGGUCACGGGUCACCAAACGGGUCACCCAAUUUGCGUGGGUUGGUUUCUUUCUUUAUUCUGUACCAUUGUACAGCUGCUUUGCUUCUCCAUUGACGGGUCGGAGCAGAGCUAAGCACCGGGUAAUCCGGGUUUGAUAUGAUUUGAUUUUACAUUAUAUGUAGCAUGAUGGUGGUGGAGGAGGUGCAAGAACUGUACUAUUUAGUGAAUCGGCUGUUGUAACCAAAUGUAAUGGAUUAUUUGUUCAAUCAAUGCAAAAAUCCCCAAUGUUGUUUCUCA